CCAGAAUGUAAAAGCAGGGGAAGGAGCAUAUCAGAGAGGCCAUGAACUCAUGUGGCUUCCUCCAGCAUCAUGGGUUUUCAUGACAUUGAGUCAAGGUCUCAGUUCCUUGAUUUAAUGAUCAUGUAUAAUGCGGGCAUCUGUGAGGGCAUCUGGGGAGAGCACAGGCCAAUCAGAGAUGCAGGUCACGGCCAAACUCCUGAGGGAUUUGGGAGCGAGAACCGAUGCAGACUCACUGCUGGGAAGAGAGGGAAUGUGUCCCGGCGGAUGGGGCACGGACAAGGGUGUGUUGAGCAGGGAAAACCUAUUUGGACAAUAAUCCAGGCUGCAGAACAACUGUCGCCAUCAAGGCAAAGAAGCCAGAGGCAUUCAAGAGGCAAAAUAGUGGAGGUGUUAGGAAUAGACUCUGGAGCCAGCUUCGCUGCUUGCUGGCUGUGUGACUUCGGAUAACUUACCUCCCGGGCCUCAGCAUCCUCAUCUAUACAAUGGAGGCAAUAAUAGUUCCUGCCCCUUGUGUCUGCAGUGUGAUGAGUUGUGUUUGUGACAAUAGAUUCUUUCUUUCCUAAUAGCGUAUGUCAAAUGCUUAGAAUGGAGAUAAGAAAGUGCCAUGGCUAUUAUUACAAUUACAGGGAUUUCUUUAGUAGAAGGACCACAUUUUCUGCGAGUGCUCACGCAGGAGCCAGCCUCGUCCCCAGUGAGUUGACAUUCAAGUGCAAUCAUAUGACAAGUCUGUUCUCUACUUGGAAAUGGCAAUAUUGUUUCAAUAGAGGGCAGUGGCCCACAGCGUAUCUCUCUAGCGCCUUCAAAUGGAAACUGCCAACAAGGCCAGCUUCCUGACCUGGUGGGGACUCAGGACCACGGAGGUUCAGCCCUUGUGUUAGGUUCCCUCUUCCCAGGGAAAAUGUGGGUGUAUCCGGAUUCACAGUUCUCUCUUUUAACUUUGAGGAAUUCAAUGAUCUUCUCAUUUAAAAAAUAAUAAUACUAAUGGCUGCGGUUCGUGGAGUCACCUCUAAGUGGCAGUCAGUGACCAACAUCCCAUCUCCGCCAUUCAAGUCUGCAAGGCCUUUGCCUCCCAUUUCAAAGCUGAGGACCCUAAGGCUCAAGUGUCAUCAGAAUUUGCCUAAAUGACAGGAUUCCCUGGAGCAUAAAAAUCUGAGCCGUGGGCAGUGGUGCUCAAUCUUGCUGUACCUGGAAUCAUUGGAGGACGGCCCAUAACUAGGCAAGGAUGGAUGUCUCUUGUAUGUUGACUCUGAUGAAUCUUCCAACCCAUGAAAAUGGACAAUGGAGAGCCACCAGCCAAUGUCAUUACACACCUCAGAUUGACUAAAGCAUCUUAAAGUAUCAAAUGCAUGGAUGGUCACCCAGAACCUUGCCUUUAUAUUCUCAGUGUCUAGAUGGAGCCCUCAGGCAUCCCAGAGUCCACCACCCCUUAUGAUUAUGAUUCGCAGAGCCUUUUGUGUGAGACUCAGACCUUCACCUUUGCGACCUUCAACACCACCAUCCUGUACUGCCUGGUGUUCUUCCUCAGCCUGGUGGGCAACAGUCUGGUGUUGUGGGUCCUGGUGAAGUAUGAGAGCCUGGAGUCCCUCACCAAUGUCUUCAUCCUCAACCUGUGCCUCUCAGACCUGGUGUUCUCCUUCCUGUUGCCUCUGUGGGCCUUGGUGUACCACUGGGGCUGGGUGCUGGGAGACUUCUUCUGCAAGCUCUCCAACAUGAUCUUCUCCAUCAGCCUCUCCAGCAGCAUCUUCUUCCUGACCAUCAUGACCAUCCAUCGCUACCUGUCUGUGGUGAGCCCCCUCUCGUCCCUGAGAGUCUACACCCUCCAAUGCCGCGUGUUGAUGACCACAGCUGUGUGGGCCGUCAGCAUCCUGUCCUCCAUCCCCGAUGCCAUCUUCCACAAAGUGUUUGAUCCUCCAGAAUAUUCAUCAGAACCUUCGAAAUGUGAUUAUUCAGAACUCAAGUGGUACCUGGCCUCCGUCUACCAGCACAUUGUCUUCUUUCUGCUCUCCAUGGCGAUUAUCCUGUUCUGCUACGUGGAGAUUCUCAGGACUCUGUUCCGCUCGCGGUCCAAACGGCACCACCGGACAGUCAGGCUCAUCCUCACCAUUGUGCUGGCACACUUCAUCAGCUGGGCUCCCUACAACCUCAUCCUGUUCCUGCAAACACUGUUGAAACUUAAGAUCAUUCAGAGCUGCAAGGCCUACUGGCAGCUGGAUUAUGCCUUGCUCAUCUGCCGUGAUUUUGCCUUCUCCCACUGCUGCUUCAACCCAGUGCUCUAUGUCUUUGUCGGGGUCAAGUUCCGCAGACACCUCAAAAGUCUGCUCCGGCACUCCGGGCUCUGCCGGUCACAGACGCCCAGCCUUCCCCCGUUACCUCACUCCCCAGGUGCUUUCCACUCUGAGGGCGCCUCCUUCUAUUGAAAGGGAGUUUGGCACUGCAGGUUGAGAUGGACAGAAGAGAUGGAGGGGGAGCAAAGAGAAGUGGUACAAGAAAGAGCAUUGCAGAAGGCACAACACUGGGGAUGCUACGGCUGCAGGGGUGGGAGAUGAAAGAAAUACGUUAUACCAGGAGGUCCUACUGCAGAAAA
Myotis brandtii (Brandt's bat) is the source of this 2584-nucleotide messenger RNA. RefSeq names its product chemokine (C motif) receptor 1 (gene XCR1). The transcript is spliced from 4 exons. Gene Ontology annotation, biological process: chemotaxis; G protein-coupled receptor signaling pathway; immune response. Gene Ontology annotation, molecular function: chemokine receptor activity. Bases 1392 to 2417 code for a protein of 341 amino acids. The record is from RefSeq and is a predicted model, not a curated record. Gene Ontology annotation, cellular component: membrane. NCBI's taxonomy places the organism in Eukaryota, Metazoa, Chordata, Mammalia, Chiroptera, Vespertilionidae.